Molecule: messenger RNA, 6261 nt
Organism: Hirsutella rhossiliensis
Lineage: Eukaryota; Fungi; Ascomycota; Sordariomycetes; Hypocreales; Ophiocordycipitaceae
Product: SPX domain-containing protein
Exons: 11
Coding region: 1-6261 (2086 amino acids)
Biological process (GO): transmembrane transport; endosomal vesicle fusion; autophagy
Cellular component (GO): fungal-type vacuole membrane; cytoplasm
Molecular function (GO): protein binding
Source: RefSeq, a predicted model, not a curated record
AUGCUGAACUCAGCUGUCCACCACGUUGUCGUGGGGGCCCCCGUCGCGGCUGUAACAGACGAAUGCAGCCCGAAAACCGUCAAGCUUGGUCCAAGAAAGCAAAGGCGGACGGGGCAGCCAGCUGCGGCCUUGUUGAUCUGCCGUCGCACCAUUCCACAGGGCUCACUUUUGCCCAUCCUAUCCAGGCUCUUCCUCCUCCCAUGCUGUAGUAGCACAGCAACCAUUCAGCCUCCGCUCGCCAUCGAGACUCCCUCCUCUGUUCCUCGCACGGGGCCCCCGUCUUUCGAUUCCAAUUUAACCUUGGCCGCCCGCCACCGUGAACGAGGAGGGAGCCUUGACCGCGACGACGCCGACUUUUCCCCGCCCUUGCACGACGCCACCGCCUAUGAGCUUGACGACUACCGCCCUAUCCAGACCCGAAAGGACGCCCGCGACCGCGCCCUCCGAAGACGCCAGAAACGACUACGCAAGCGCCAGUGGCUCGACGAGCGUGACGACAUGAAGUUCUCUCAUAGCAUCCAGUUCAACGCUGUUCCUGACUGGAGCAGCCACUACAUUGCAUAUAGCAACCUCAAGAAACUUAUCUACCAGCUCGAAAAGUCCGUCCAUCAAAGUCGGGCUGGCGACUCCGAGUCUCGACCUCUCAUCGCCGGUGAGGACCCCGAGGACGUCUUCAGCAAGGCCCUCGACAUCGAGCUUGAGAAGAUCUGCUCCUUCUAUGUCGCCAAGGAAGGCGAAUUACUGGACGAGGUUGCCCAGCUCCUCCGCGACAUCGGGGACCGUCCCUCGUUGGAUGGGCCGCCCAUCCUGCGCAGAGUCUCCCUCGACGGCCAUCGCGGAAACAGCUUUCCUGCCGGCCCUGGAUCCGAUGACGAGGAUGACAUCGACAGCGCGAGCGACGAUGACGAGACCACCGGCCUGACAAAGGCGAAGAGCGCCAAUUCGGGCCGGAGGAAGACCGCUGGCGAUGUCGGCCAUCACCAUGACAUGGCGGCGUCGGAGCAGGGGCGCCUGGCGCGCAGGCACAGCAACACUUUUGACUAUGGAGAUGCAUCUCUCAUGUUCGCGUCAGGGCUGUACUCGUCGGCAAUCAUGCUCAAGAAGCGCAUCGCCAGUCUAUACGUUCAGCUCUGCGAGCUCAAGUCCUACGUCCAGCUCAACAAGACGGGCUUCGGCAAGGUCCUCAAGAAGUUUGACAAGAUCCUGGACAAGGAACUCAAAGCCGUCUACAUCCGCACGCACGUAGACACGGCCUAUCCGUUCAGGGAUGAGACCAAGAAGGUCAUCGACGACAACAUUACCAAGAUGGAGUCCGCAUACGCCGACGUCGUCACGGGGGGCGACGCAGAGCUUGCCAAAAAGGACCUGCGGUCUCACUUGCGAGAGCAUGUCGUCUGGGAGCGCAACACCGUGUGGCGAGACCUCAUCGGCAUCGAGCGACGUGCUGAGGCGGCCAGGUUCGGCCAGUCGCUGCUGGGCCAGGACCAGAGCGCAGCACCGAAACGGCUGCAAGGCGACGACGGCAGCUUGCCUUCGCAUAAACAGUUUCGCACCCCGCUUGGCCGUCUCUCGCUACCUACCUGGCUGGCAAACGGGUCCAUGCUCACACUCAUCGCCUCCAUCGCCAUCUUCCUCGCCAUCUUGUUCGUCCCGAUUCUGGAAAAGCCGGAACAGCAAAACUGCCUGGCUCUGCUCGUCUUCGUGAGCAUUCUCUGGGCCACCGAGACAAUACCGCUUUUCGUAACGUCGCUGCUCAUCCCCUUCUUGUCCGUCAUCCUCAGGGUCGUCCGUGAGGAGGAGCCCGGCAAGCCUCAGGUGCGACUCGACUCCAAGGAAGCAACGCAGGCAAUCUUUGCCUCCAUGUGGACUCCUGUCAUCAUGCUGCUGCUCGGCGGCUUCACCUUGGCGGCCGCGCUGUCCAAAUGCAAGAUCGACAAGCGGCUCGCGACGCUCAUCCUGAGCAAGGCCGGCACGCUGCCCAAGACGGUCCUGAUCGCCAACAUGUUUGUCGCCGCCUUCGCGUCCAUGCUCAUCAGCAACGUCGCCGCUCCGGUUCUCUGCUACUCCAUCAUCGAGCCCAUGCUACGAACGCUGCCGUCCGAUUCCAACAUGUCCAAAGCCGUCAUCAUUGGCAUUGCCCUCGCUUCCAACAUUGGCGGCAUGCUGUCCCCUAUUGCGUCUCCUCAGAACGUUGUGGCCAUGGGCAUCAUGCAGCCCGAGCCGACGUGGCUGCAGUGGUUCUUCAUCGUCAUCCCCGUCGGGGCCGUCUCCCUUGUCCUCAUAUGGCUCCUUCUCCUGGUGACCUUUCAGCCCGGCAAGGGCACCACCAUUGCCCCGAUCCGACCUCUGAAGGAGACGUUUACCGGCGUCCAGUGUCACCAGAUGGAAGGCGUCUUUGGCGACAUGGGUGUGAUUGCCAUCAUGCCGAUCGUGCUCUUCUUUGGAAUUGGCGUUCUCACAAAGGAAGACUUCAACAAUUUUCCCUGGACCAUCAUUAUCCUGGCUGCAGGAGGGCUGUCCCUCGGCAAAGCGGUCCGGUCGUCUGGUCUCUUGCACCUGGUCGCCGAGGUGGUUUCGCAGAAGGUGGAGGGCAUGAGCUUGUACGGCGUCUUGGCCGUCUUCUCGACCCUGAUCCUAGUCAUUGCAACCUUCAUCAGCCACACGGUCGCCGCCCUCAUCUUCCUGCCGCUGGUGUUUGAUGUCGGCGCCGAAAUGGACCAGCCACGCCCAAAUCUGCUCGUCAUGGGCGGCGUCCUCAUGUGCAGUGCCGCCAUGGGCUUGCCAACCAGUGGCUUCCCUAAUAUGACCGCAAUCAUGAAGGAAGACGCGGCCGGGCAGAGAUAUCUCCAGGUCAAGCAUUUCAUCAGCAGGGGAGUGCCAAGCAGCGUCAUGACGCUGGCUGUUGUCAUGACGCUUGGUGGCGCCCCGAACGCCACCACCAUCGCCCUCGACUUCGAUGCUGGCCGCUACAUUCCGGCUCCCUGGCGCGACAUCAAACUCGAACCAUUUGUUGAAUCGUGUUCUUUCCAUGGGCGUCGAACUCGCUGGCGGCUCCAUGAGUGUCUCGCCACGGUAAUCGCAGCGGCCCCGAGCUGGCCAGCCAGCGCCAUGCUGUCCGCCUUCACUGCCCGGCCGAUCAUCGAGCUCCGGCAGCGGGAUAGGUCCAAGAUUGAGACCAUCCUAGCGCACGGUGACCGUAUUCUCGUGGGCCUCAACAGUGGUGCCCUCCGCGUCUAUCGCCUCAACGACCUUCCCUCGCCGCAACACGACUCUCCUUCACCCGCCGGCGAGCCCAGCCUCGAGACCGCCAGCACCCCUCAGCGCGGACAAGACCUCCCGUCGCAGGCACCUGGGAAGCCGACGGACCUAUUGCGCGAAGUCGACAGGUUCUCCACGCGCGCGAUAGAGCAGCUUGCCAUCAUCAAAGAGGCCAACACCAUCGUCUCGCUCUCAAACUACCAUGUGUCUCUCUACGACUUGCAAACAUACGAGCUCAUCGAGACCUUGAGCCGGUCCAAGAACGCGUCCUGCUUCGCCGUGACUUCCAACAUCGUCAAGGACCCCGACACGGGCAUACCCGAAAUCAUCAGCCGCCUGGCCGUCGCCGUCAAAAGGCGGCUAUUGCUAUGGAGCUGGCACGAGAGCGAGCUCGGCGAUGAGGUCAAAGAGAUAGUGCUCUCAGAAGCCGUGCGGACAGUUACUUGGACAAACGCGACGAAGCUAGUAUGCGGCAUGAACGGAGGCUAUGUCACUGUCGACUCUGUCACUCAACAAUUCGAGGACAUUGUGAGCCCCGGGACGGUCGGGGCUGGAAGCCAGGGAAGCCGAUUCGGUGCGGUUAGUAGCGCAGGGAUGGGUUACAUGGGCCUUGGUGGGUAUAUGCCGAAGCCACUCGCCGCCAAGCUCGCCGACGGCGAGAUACUCUUGGCCAAGGAUAUCAACACACUCUUCAUCAAGGACGACGGGAAACCCCUGGAGAGGAGGCAGAUACCAUGGCCGUCCGCGCCUGAAUCCAUCGGGUAUUCCUAUCCGUACAUCGUGGCUCUCCAGCCACCGUCCAAAGGCUUUCUAGAGGUUCGCAACCCGGACACGCUGUCGUUGCUGCAGAGCAUCUCGCUCCCAGGCGCCGCUCAGCUUCACUUCCCACCCCCGACGGUAAGCCUCGCGCAUGCGGGCAAGGGGUUUCACAUAUCGAGCGAACGAUGCGUGUGGAAGAUGGCGGCGACGGGUUACGAUUCGCAAGUCCAAGAGCUCAUCGAGGGCGGCAAGUUCGACGAGGCGAUCAGCGUGCUGAACAUGCUUGAGGAUGCGCUUCUCAAGGAUAAAAAGGACACGCUCCGAGAAGUCAAGAUGCUCAAGGCCGAGAUGCUCUUCAAGCAGAAAAAGUACCGGCAAGCCAUGGAUCUGAUGAACGAGGACGACGUCCAUGCCCCCCCGGAGAGGGUUCUCGGGCUUUAUCCGCCCCAGAUUGCCGGAGAGCUGUCGCACUGGGCACGGCAGGAUGCCCCCGAAAGCUCAGAGGGGUUUGUCGAACAUCUCUUACCACAGCCCAUGGGCGGUUUUGCCAAGCUGUUCCGGGGUUCCCACAAGAAAAACCAACCUGACGUGGCGUCUAUAGCAUCGCCCAAGAAGGAGGCGGCAGAGGAGGACGACACCGAGAGUGCCAAGGAAUCAUCGGCGGCCGAGGACAAGCCUCUCGAUGGGAAAGAUCUGACCAAAGCAGUCUUGGAACUAAACAGCUAUCUCGCGGGAACCCGUGCGCGUCUUCAGCGAGUCAUCGACCCGGUCACGGGAAAGCUAAAGCCCCAGCUGGACAGGCAGGGCUCGGCCGAAGAGGUGGCUGAGAGGUUUCUCCGGACAACGCAAAGCGAGUCGGAGCAGAAGCUUGAGGAGGAGCUUUGCAACACGUUUCGACUGGUCGAUACGACUUUGUUCCGCUCUUACAUGCUGUCGCAGCCGUUGCUGGCGGGCUCUCUCUUCCGCAUACCCAACUUUUGCGAUCCCGAGGUGGUCAAGGAGAAGCUUUGGGAGCACAACAGGUUCACGGAGCUGGUCGACUUUUUCUACGGCAAGAAGCUGCACAGGGAGGCUUUGGAUCUCCUCCACAAGUUUGGUUCGGCGGAUGAACCCGACGAGGCUGCUCCGACUCUACAUGGGCCAGACCGCACUAUCCAGUAUCUGCAAAACCUGCCGCCUUCCGCGAUUGAUUUGAUCCUUGAGCACGCGGCCUGGACGCUCAAGAGCAACCCCAGCUAUGCCAUGGAGAUAUUCGUCGGCGACACGGAAAAUGCCGAGACCCUGCCUCGCGACCAGGUCAUCUCCUUUCUCCAGAGUGUAGAUACGAGCUUGGAGCGGCAGUACUUGGAGCACAUCAUUAACGAGCUCGAUGAUAUGACGCCGGACUUUCACAACCGCCUAGUGGAUCUGUACGUUAAGAACCUCGGCGAUACGACCAGGGGGGGGGAGUGGGACAGCCUCAUGGACAAGUGUAUCCGCUUUCUGCGAGACUCACGGCAAGUGUAUAGCCUGACCAAGGCGCUCGGGCUGAUGCCCCAGGACGACGCGGCCUUUUACGAGGCGCGAGCCGUUGUUCUCAGCAACAUGGGCGAGCACAGAGAGGCAUUGGAGAUUUACGUCUUCAAGAUGAAGGACUUCAUCAAAGCUGAGGAGUACUGCAACCGCCUAUACAAAGCGCAGGAAACCACAGCGUCGCCUUCGAAUGACGGGACCUCACUUGUGAUACCCGAGGAUGCCACGAAAUCCAUCUACCAUACUCUCUUGUCGCUGUAUCUCAAGCCACCACGGCCCCACAAGGAGCAGCUUGAGCCAGCGCUGGACCUCCUCUCCAAGCAUGGCUCUCGGCUCCCGGCAACGUCCACGAUGGGCCUAAUCCCAGACGAUCUCCCCGUCAGCGCCCUCGAGGCCUACUUCCGAGGUGGCAUACGGUCAGUCACCAGCCUCGUCAAUGAGUCUCGGGUGGUGGCGGGUCUGCGCAAGGCCGAAAGCAUAUCAGUGGCGGCUCGGUUGCACCUGGGCGACGAUGAGGCCGGCGGGCAGGGCGGCCGCAACAGACACGUCACCAUAACCGACGAGCGGCACUGCGUCGUCUGCCACAAAAAGCUCGGCGGGGCCAUGAGGAUCGGCGGGAGCGUGGUGGCUGUCCUGCCGGACAAUACGGCGGUGCAUUACGGCUGUUUGAGUAGGGCGACUGGACAGAAGUCGGCGAGGGUGCGGGCCCCUAGCUGGGGAAAGGGCCUCUAG